This is a messenger RNA of Nilaparvata lugens (brown planthopper), 1973 nucleotides long. RefSeq names its product homeobox protein 2-like. The coding region runs from base 154 to 1470 and encodes 438 amino acids. The record is from RefSeq and is a predicted model, not a curated record. The transcript is spliced from 3 exons. NCBI's taxonomy places the organism in Eukaryota, Metazoa, Arthropoda, Insecta, Hemiptera, Delphacidae.
GAUUCAGUUGGUGCCGAUUUCUCCACAGGAUAAGGCACAUCAUCAGUUGGGAUACAAAACUGCGCAGAAUCGAUUUUGGACCACAGUGUAUUGUACUUCAUCUAGUCAAAAUAGUUGUAUUACAUUGUUACAGCACAUCUACUGACGCAAGACAUGGCUUUCUACUAUCCAGUAUUGGCUUUAAUUCUCUCGACUGGAACCUCUGUGUUCUCGAAGAGUUUGGCAAUGGAGCCAUUUCACCACAUUCAAGACUUUUCAGACAUUGAACGACAGAAAAGGCAAUCUCACCCCGCUGCUACAGUGGCCAGGUACCAGGAGAGACCAUCCAGCAUUCUCCAGCGAGAGGGAUUCCAGAACGACCAGUUGGUCGACUACCUGACACCGCCAAGACCACCAGACCCGCUCGACGUCUUUGGGAAAGGAUCAGGAUUCAAUUCAGGACCAUCAACACCCUCCCCACCAGUUCUCCCCGGAACAUCUCUGCAGCAAUCGGCUGAUGGCAAAUGGAAUCUGGGAUACAAUGCUGACGAAGUCCUCAUUCCACCCAUAGAUCCUUACCUUUUUGGUCCUGAAACCAAAUACAACACUAUCCAGCAACAAACGAAAACUAUCCAGGGUGGUUUGUUUGGUUCUACAAAGAGUUCAAACGACAACUCCCCAACUAAGUCUUCAUCAUCAUCGACAUUAUUUGAUGGUUUAAACUUUGACAAGGACCCUUUCUUCAACACAGAAACAUCAGGAAAGAAUGUGAAUAAGCCUAACACUAACAACAACUUCCAAGACCCAUUAAACAAUGACGACGACACAAAAUUUAAACCCUUCAUACCAUCUCCCAGUUUUCCAGCAGCAGAUGCAGUAACUAAUGGCCAUUCAGGAAGCCCCACCAAUCACCUACAAGCAAACCCCGAUAACUUGAACCCUACGGAGCCCAGCUUGAGCUUUUUGGCCAAUGCUGCUUUGGGUUUCAUCAAUGCGAACCCCCAGAAUAACGGUCUGCGUUCUCAAAACUUCAACUUUGACACAAUAUCGCACAGUUUCGAGAACACCAAUCCUCCUCAAAACAAUUUCAAUCUGCAAAAUCACAAUCUUGACACACAAUCUCAAGGCUUCGUGCCUUUGAUCACAAAUAACAACAACAAUAACGUUCAAACGAAUCAAAACUUCCGAGCAACUAAUCCAAAUUUCAAUAACUUUCCCGUAAACAACUUCCAAGGAACUCAGCAUUCCAACACUGAUAUUUUUGGUAAUAAUUAUCGUGGAGCCCAGACCACUAACGUUGAUGUCAGUGUACCUUUCGUGAAGAGACAGACAGAUCACAAUAAAAGACAAGUAGAUUCUGAGGAGGAGAAUGAAAGUGCUGAAGAAAAUGAUGCUGAAGAUGAUCACCAUAAGCCAAGUGGUCCGGUGUACACAUUCGUCAAAACUGAUAAGCAUGGACACUUCAAAUGGGGAGUGAGGCAUAUGGUUUGAUGACUGUUCACAGGUGCAAAGUUUCACAAUAACCAUUUCAAAAUAUUUUAUUUUCCUACUCAGAACAAUUUAAGUGAACUGACUUCCAUUCCUAUUCUAGUCUCAACUGGAUUUCCAAUUUUAAAUAUUAUUAUGUACAGUCACUGGUUCUUAAAUGCAAUAUUUUCCUUAUAAACUCACAUUUUGGUACUAGUGUAGAUUGGAUUAAUUUAUUAUUAUUGUAGAUGUGUAAAUUAUAUUAGAAUUUCAGUAAUGCUUGUUUCCUGAGUAUCAUUUUUAUAUUCCUUCACUAGAGAAUUGAUAUCAAUUAAGGUAGUAUCAUUCAAGUGAUUUUAGUAUUUAUAUUUUGGAAAAUCAUUUCUGGAGACGAUAUCAAGAUAGGGCUGGGCAACUAACUGUUACCAGUCUGGACAAUUUAUCCACAAUAAAAAAAUCAAUUAUUAUUUAGCUAACAAGCACCAUAUAGAAAUAAAUUAAUUCUGGUAUUAAAAUAACUACUCUCA